This is a messenger RNA of Nezara viridula (southern green stink bug), 984 nucleotides long. The record is from the annotation of a GenBank genome assembly. NCBI's taxonomy places the organism in Eukaryota, Metazoa, Arthropoda, Insecta, Hemiptera, Pentatomidae.
AUGUCGGAUAUUGAAGAAGAGGAAGUUGGGGAAGAGAGGGAUGAAGACGUCGAUGUGAUCGGGGAAUAUGAAGGACAAAGAAAUGAAAAAUGCCAACGUCACGGAAUUGGAAGAGCCCUGUUGCCCAACAAGGACUACUACGAAGGGCGGUACAAUCAAGGUUUAAGGCAUGGCCUGGGUCUGUACAUAUUUAAAAAUGGCGCUCGUUAUAACGGUCGAUAUUCAAAAGGAAAAAAAGAUGGAAUAGGGAUCUUCAUAUACCCUGAUGGAACCAAGUACGAAGGAGAAUGGAAAGAUGACGAAAGGCACGGCUACGGUAUAUACCACUACGCUAAUGGAGACUUUUAUGAAGGGCAAUGGCGUAAAGGAGUCAAAGAAGGACUGGGAUGUUAUUAUUUCAAAGAAACGGGGGCAAAAUAUUUGGGUCUUUGGAUGGAAGGCAAGAUGAACGGGCAAGGGCAGCAAGUGACCAAAAAUUACAGAUACCACGGCACCUGGGUCGACAACUUACCGUAUGGAAAAGGAUGUUUCUCUUUUUCCGAAACUAAAGUGAUUCAACAUGGAUUUUAUUUAAACAUUAUGGGAUCUGAUAUCGACCAAGGUGGUCUCGAUGAGGAAGAAGAAAUGACCAUACAUCCUGUCUGGAGACCAAGAGAUAUAACUCUUUUUUCUGCGUCUCAACUUCCAACAGAACCGAAACCUUUGGAAUACCCUUCAGAUGUUUCAAGAAGUCCCUCUCCUGAGCCCACACCACCGCCCUCUGUUGAUGUCUAUGAGAAAGAUUUUUUCAAAGACAUUGCUCAAUAUGAUAAAUACUAUCAAGACGAGAAAUUGAUGUGGCAAACCGACAAGUGGGACACAGAAAUUUUGGAAGAACUAAAGAAAAGAGCAGAGCAUCAUCAUAUGAGCGAGGAAGAAGAGUUCAUGCAUGAAGGUACAUUAUUUAUGUAUUCCAUUGAAUUUAACAAUUUUUUUCUUUUAUAA